UGUAUCAACUCAGUAAGCAGAAGAACCCUGAAUGAAGUCCUUCUGUCUGAGGCUGAAAAGUACCCAAAUGUGAGCGUCAAGUUCCACCAGAAGCUAACUGGAGGCAAUUUAGAGGCUGGUGAAGCCACUUUUGUCAAUACUGAGACUGGUGAGCAGAUUAAGGAGAAGGCAGAUCUGAUUGUGGGCUGUGAUGGGGCUUAUUCAAUGGUCAGGAGGAUGAUGAUGAAGAGGCCACUCUUUGACUUUUCUCAAGAGUACAUUGAACAUGGGUAUCUUGAGCUCUACAUUCCUCCAACUGAAAAGGCCAAGAAGUUCAUGGAGUUGAACUACUUGCACAUAUGGCCAAGAAAGCGCUACAUGAUGAUAGCAUUGCCCAACUUUGACCAGUCUUGGACUGUUACACUUUUCAUGCCUCUGGAUGUGUUUGAAAAUCUAAAUUGUCCAGACAACUUGAUAGAGUUUUUCAAGGACAAUUUCCCUGAUGCCAUGGAGCUGAUUGGUGAAGAAAGUCUCAUCAAGAGCUUCUUUAGGACAAAGCCCUCCAAUUUGCUGUGUGUAAAGUGCAAGCCGUACCAUGUAGGGGACAAAACUGUCAUCCUUGGGGAUGCUGCACAUGCCAUGGUGCCUUUCUAUGGACAGGGAAUGAAUUGUGGCAUGGAAGAUUGCAUAAUUUUGGAUGACCUGAUGACCAAGUUCAAUGAGGACCUCAGCCAAGUGCUUCCCAGUUACACUGAGUUCAGGCAUCCAGAUGCUGUGGCUAUUUGUGACUUGGCAUUGUACAACUAUGUGGAGAUGAGGGACUUGGUCAACUCAAAGACCUUCCUGCUGAGGAAGAAGGUGGACUCUGUGCUGAACUACCUCUUCCCAACCAAGUGGGUGCCUUUGUACAGCACAGUCACUUUCUCCAGGGAAAGGUACCACAGGUGCAUUCAAAACAAACAAUGGCAGGAUAAGGUUCUCAAGAGGGUGCUGUAUGGACUUGCAAUGUUCACAGUAGUGAUGGCAUCUUUGCCUCUGAUGUGGAGCACUCCUUGAGUUCAAAAAAAAAAAAUGGCCCAAGCUAUUUGAGCAGUUGACAAUGAGAUCCUCAACUUCUCUGCUGUUGCUUGUUCCCAAAAUGGCUGGUGGAAGAUUCCUGCUGCUUGAUAACGCUUCAAAGAAUGGGAUUGAAAUCAUUUUGUCCUGCAUGAGGAAUUUCUAUUUCCAAUCAAUGGUGACACAAAUAAAUAAUGGUUCAUGUGGAAUAUAUCAAA
This is a messenger RNA of Notodromas monacha, 1253 nucleotides long. NCBI's taxonomy places the organism in Eukaryota, Metazoa, Arthropoda, Ostracoda, Podocopida, Cyprididae. The record is from the annotation of a GenBank genome assembly.